This is a messenger RNA of Priceomyces carsonii, 1080 nucleotides long. RefSeq lists its product as uncharacterized. The transcript has a single exon. Gene Ontology annotation, molecular function: serine-type carboxypeptidase activity. Gene Ontology annotation, biological process: proteolysis. The coding region runs from base 1 to 1080 and encodes 359 amino acids. NCBI's taxonomy places the organism in Eukaryota, Fungi, Ascomycota, Pichiomycetes, Serinales, Debaryomycetaceae. Gene Ontology annotation, cellular component: fungal-type vacuole. The record is from RefSeq and is a predicted model, not a curated record.
AUGACUGGGUUGUUUUAUGAAUUAGGACCAUCUAAAAUUAAUCUGAAGUUGGAACCAGAGUUGAAUGAAUACAGUUGGAACAAUAAUGCGUCUGUUAUUUUUCUUGACCAACCGCUCAACACUGGUUUUUCGUAUUCUAAGGACAAUGUUGAUAGUUCAGCCUCUAAUGCAAAGGAUGUUUAUGACUUUCUAGACUUGUUCUUUGAAACAUUUCCUCAAUAUUCGAAGCUAGGAUUACACCUAGCAGGCGAGUCUUAUUCUGGUCAUUUUAUACCAGCAAUUGCUCGUGAAAUCUUGAAUCAUGAGAAUUUAACUUUCAAUUUGAGCUCAAUAAUGAUUGGUAAUGGUCUUACUGAUCCUUAUAUUCAAUUCCAAUAUUAUGAGAUAAUGGCUUGUAAAUCUAAGGAGUACAAGUUGAACGUAAGCUCCUCUAUUUGCAAAGGCAUGUCAUCACAUACUCAUACGUGUGAACUUUUAACCAAAGCAUGUUACAAAUUCCCAUAUUCAGUCACUUGUUAUCCGUCAACUGCCUAUUGCAUGAAGACAGAACUAGAGCCUUUUCUACAAACAGGAAUAAAUCCGUAUGAUGUUCGCCUGGAUUGUGCAGGUGAUGGUUCUUGCUACGAAGACAUGAUAUACUACGAGGAAUAUUUGAAUCAGACUUCAGUCCAGAAAGUUUUAGGAGUUGACAUGGCAUUUCAAAGUUGUAGUGACCGUAUCUAUGAGGAUUUCAUCAAAAAAGGAGACUGGUCUUUACCAUCUCAAGAAAAUAUCAAGUUUUCGUUAGACAGAGGCGUACCUGUUUUGAUCUUCGCUGGAGAUCAAGACUUUAUGUGUAACUGGUUGGGUAACCAUGCUUGGACAAAGGCACUAGAGUGGGAUGGACAAGCUAGUUUCUCAAAUUCGAAGCUCAAGCCAUGGUAUGUUGAGGGUGAAGAAGCUGGUCAGUUAAAAAACUCCGAACAUUUUUCUUUCUUGAGAAUUUACAAUGCGGGCCAUAUGACGUCUUACGAUCAACCGAGAAACAGUUUGGCUAUGGUGAAUUCUUGGGUACAUGGAGAUUUUGCUCUUGGUAACUAA